Messenger RNA from Solanum tuberosum (potato), 417 nucleotides. Its product is annotated as leucine-rich repeat extensin-like protein 3. The coding region runs from base 1 to 417 and encodes 138 amino acids. The transcript has a single exon. The record is from RefSeq and is a predicted model, not a curated record. Lineage: Eukaryota; Viridiplantae; Streptophyta; Magnoliopsida; Solanales; Solanaceae.
AUGAAGAAAAAAUGGAAAUUUCAUGGAGUAAAAGGCAUCAAAAUCAUCACCUCCUCCGAUGUUGCCGCCGCCGUCUUCUUCUAUUGCUCCGCCCUUUCCUUCCCUUCUCCACCACCUCCCCACCCAACCUACUCCUUACCUGCAACUUCUACAACACCUCCGCUUUCCCGAAACCCUUAUCCUUUACUAACUCCUCCUCCCCCACCCAACUAUUCGCCUCCUUUCAAUUCGAAUUACCAUUUUAAUUUCAGUCAGUCCAGUUAUGGUACUAGAUCUGUAAUCUAUCAAAAUCAGUAUCCUCCUUAUUAUCAUUCUCACAGUAAUAACAGAUGGGGUAGGUAUCGGCCUCCGCCGCCACCUCCACCACCCGUUGUCGGCAGUGCCGUAUGUGGAUUAUCAAAAUGCGAAGAAGAUUAA